This is a messenger RNA of Lasiosphaeria miniovina, 1311 nucleotides long. Its product is annotated as vacuolar membrane protein-domain-containing protein. The record is from RefSeq and is a predicted model, not a curated record. The coding region runs from base 231 to 1256 and encodes 341 amino acids. Gene Ontology annotation, cellular component: membrane. Lineage: Eukaryota; Fungi; Ascomycota; Sordariomycetes; Sordariales; Lasiosphaeriaceae. The transcript has 3 exons.
AAAACCCACCUCGGUUUCUCGACGUACCCCGUGACAUCGAUACCUAUCGCCUACUCGAUCAGGGCUACCAUAUCUUUGGCUUUUUUACUGAGCCGACUGUAAAUGUUGUCGCCGCCCAAUAUCGCCCCGCCUGUUCUCGCCCUCGCCUUCGCCAGAGAUGUCGCAGUCGCUUCGUUCGUGCCGGUAGUUACAACUCUACCAUCCCACCGCCGCCCGCCUUUCAUCUCACCAUGGAGGCGCCGUCCCCAACAUCGCUCCCCGCCGACCCAGUCUCGCCUGCCGAGAACUCUACCGAGUGUCGCCUGCUGGGAUCUUUCGCCAUUCUCGUACAGCUGGCUCUGGGCGGUCUCGCGCUCCUAGCCCUCGUAUACAAGCGCUGGAAGGAGCGCCCCCAGCGGCCUGUCAAGAUCUGGUUCUUCGAUGUCUCGAAGCAGGUCUUUGGCAGCGUGCUUGUGCACAUGGCCAAUGUGUUCAUGUCGCUACUUACAAGCGGCCGCUUCAGCAUCAAAGUCAGUCCUGCGACAGUUGGUCAGGCGACGAGGAGGGCCGUCAUGGUGUUGGCACGGAGGGGCGGCGAAUAUGUACCCAACCCGUGCUCCUUCUAUCUCCUCAACUUGGCUAUCGACACUACUCUCGGUAUUCCUAUCCUGAUCAUUAUCGUGCGCGUAACAACUCGCCUCGUGUCAUUCACUCCCCUGGGAAAGCCCGCGGAGUCCAUCCAGAGUGGCAACUAUGGCAACCCGCCAAAUGCUUGGUGGUGGCUCAAGCAGAGCGUCAUCUACUUCUGCGGACUAAUGGGCAUGAAGUUUUGCGUUCUAGUCCUCUUCAUGACGCUGCCGUGGAUUUCACACAUUGGCGACUGGGCACUUGGCUGGACCGAGGGUAACGAAAGACUUCAGAUUGUCUUCGUCAUGAUGUUGUUCCCCCUCAUCAUGAAUGCCAUGCAGUACUACAUUAUAGACUCGUACAUCAAGAAGCAGGAGAGUCUGGACGACGUCGACGAGCUGGACGAGGGAGACGUUACAGAACCAGUCAUAUACGACGAGAUUUCUGUGUCGGGGAGCGACGGGAGCGACGACAGCGAAGACGAGGAUGCCAAAGGCAGACGCGUUCGUAUGGAUAGGCGCGAUACGCCUAAGGAUCUUGAAUACGAUCCGUCCAUCGACGGCGAGUCUCAGACGGUGAUGGGGAGCAGCUCGAGCCGUACCUCCGACAGACGUGCGUUGCUGCCCAAGGAGCUGAUACCUCCUGAGUAGCCGGCGAGGCUUUCUUUGGCACGGGAUAAUGUCGACUAGGUGUCUUUGCUUAUCA